AUGGCUGCUGCAUACGCCGCAGGGUUUUUAACUGCUUUAAACGCCGUCCGGAUGGCUUAUUACCGCGGCAAUUUUUGCAAAUUGGGGCGCAGCCCCAACGUGGACUGCGCCUCGGGAACUGCGACGUUAAAGAAGGCUAGGGGACAUUUUGGGUCCCAGCUAACAAUGCUCCCCAGGAGCGUUAUUUUAAACGGCGGUCUGGUCAAGGUCAGAAAAAUGCAAAACCUGCUGAGCGAAAAAAAAAACGUGUCCGUGCGGAUGCUUAGGGUUGUUAAGGCCUAUCACUCCCCUCGUAUAAGCGUCUUUGGCGACGCACUCCGUGAGGUUUGGCACGGUAUUAGCUCGAGGGACCGCCCCCGCGACCAACGGGCAAAACGUUUGGGUGUCCACGGCUUUCACAGAUUGGCCAGUUUUGACCAGAGAAAAUAA
Molecule: messenger RNA, 429 nt
Organism: Pyricularia oryzae 70-15
Lineage: Eukaryota; Fungi; Ascomycota; Sordariomycetes; Magnaporthales; Pyriculariaceae
Exons: 2
Coding region: 1-429 (142 amino acids)
Molecular function (GO): transferase activity
Source: RefSeq, a predicted model, not a curated record